This is a messenger RNA of Kluyveromyces marxianus DMKU3-1042, 2130 nucleotides long. It is a transcript of the gene TRP5, whose product is annotated as tryptophan synthase TRP5. Gene Ontology annotation, molecular function: tryptophan synthase activity. NCBI's taxonomy places the organism in Eukaryota, Fungi, Ascomycota, Saccharomycetes, Saccharomycetales, Saccharomycetaceae. The coding region runs from base 1 to 2130 and encodes 709 amino acids. Gene Ontology annotation, cellular component: cytoplasm. Gene Ontology annotation, biological process: L-tryptophan biosynthetic process. The record is from RefSeq and is a predicted model, not a curated record. The transcript has a single exon.
AUGUCAGUUUUAUUGAGACAGGCUUUUGAGAAGGCCAAGCAACAGGGCCGUAAUGCUCUUGUAACUUUUAUGACUGCGGGCUAUCCCACUUUGGAGGACACAAUUCCGAUCUUGAAGGGUUUCCAAGACGGUGGUGUUGAUGUAAUUGAGUUGGGUUUGCCAUUUUCUGAUCCUGUGGCCGAUGGACCUGUGAUCCAGGUGGCCAACUCUAUUUCUUUGAAGAAUGGGAUUGAUAUGCAUAAGGUAUUAGAUAUGGUGAAGCAAGCUAGAGAAGAGGGUGUUACCGUUCCAAUUGUUUUGAUGGGAUACUACAAUCCGAUCUUGAACUAUGGGGAGGAAAAAUUCAUUCAAGAUGCUAGCCGUGUGGGUGUAAAUGGGUUAUUGAUUGUUGAUUUACCACCUGAGGAAGCAUUGAAGAUUAGAAAUUAUGUCGGUGAGAACGGUUUGAGUUUGAUCCCAUUGGUCGCUCCUUCUACCACUGAAGAGAGAUUGAACUUGCUCUCCCACCUUGCGGACUCCUUUAUCUAUGUUGUGUCGAGAAUGGGUACCACUGGUGCUCAGAAAUCCGUGGCUAAGGAUUUGAGCGCAUUAGUGCAAAAGGUUAGAUCGUUCUCCGGUGAUAUUCCAUUGGCUGUUGGUUUUGGUAUUUCCACCAAGGAACACUUCGACACCGUGGGAUCUGUUUCUGAUGGUGUUGUUAUCGGAUCAAAGAUUGUCACUUUGAUUGGCGAAGCGCCACAAGAGAAGCGUUACGAAACUGCCAAGAACUACGUUGAAGAGAUUUCCGGUGGAAAGAAGGGACCAGUGUUGUCUAAGGAAGAGUUUUACAAGAUUCAGCAAGCUAGUAUUGAUGCAGCUAAGGAGAAGAAGAAUGUUGUAAAAGAAUUUGAAGAAUUGCACAAAUUCCCAGCCCGUUUCGGUGAGUUUGGUGGUCAAUACGUUCCAGAAGCCCUACAUGCUUGUUUGAGACAAUUAGAAAGAGGCUUCGAAGACGCUGUCGCUGAUCCGGCAUUUUGGGAGGAGUUCAGAAGUCUGUACAGUUACAUUGGUCGUCCUUCUUCAUUGCACAAGGCUGAAAGAUUGUCUGAAUACUGUGGCGGUGCCCAAAUUUGGUUGAAGAGAGAGGAUUUGAACCAUACAGGAUCCCACAAAAUUAACAACGCUUUGGCUCAAGUCUUAAUUGCAAAGAGACUAGGUAAAAAGAAGAUUAUAGCAGAAACUGGUGCUGGUCAACACGGUGUUGCUACUGCUACUGCAUGUGCCAAAUUUGGUUUGGAAUGUACCGUCUUUAUGGGUGCGGAGGAUACCCGCCGUCAAGCAUUGAACGUGUUCAGAAUGAGAAUCUUGGGUGCCAAGGUUAUCCCAGUUACAAACGGUACCCAAACAUUGAGGGAUGCCACCUCAGAAGCUUUCCGUUACUGGGUUUCGAAUCUUGAAAGCACUCAUUACGUAGUCGGAUCUGCCAUUGGACCCCAUCCAUAUCCAACCUUGGUUAGAACUUUCCAAAGUGUCAUUGGUCAAGAAACCAAGAAGCAAUUUGCUGAGUUGAACGAUGGUAAACUACCAGACACUAUCGUCGCUUGUGUUGGUGGUGGCUCUAACUCUACUGGUAUGUUCUCACCUUUCGAGCACGACACCUCUGUCAGACUUGUGGGUGUUGAAGCUGGUGGUGACGGUAUCGACACUGACCAUCACUCCGCUACCUUAACUGUAGGUAGACCAGGUGUGCUACAUGGUGUCAAAACUUAUGUUUUGCAAGAUUCAGAUGGUCAAGUUCAUGACACUCACUCAGUUUCCGCUGGUUUGGACUAUCCCGGUGUUGGUCCAGAAUUGGCUGCAUGGAAGGCUUCUGGUCGUGCUGAUUUCAUGGCCGCAACUGACGCUCAAGCUCUAGAAGGUUUCAGACUUCUAUCUCAACUUGAAGGUAUUAUUCCAGCCCUUGAGUCCUCUCACGCUGUCUAUGGUGCUGUUCAAAUAGCGAAGACUAUGCGUAAAGACCAACAUUUGAUCAUCAACAUUUCUGGAAGAGGUGAUAAGGACGUUCAAAGUGUUGCUGAAGUCUUGCCAAAGCUAGGACCACAAAUCAACUGGGAUCUAAGGUUUGAGUCGGAUCCAACUGCAGGAAACUGA